AUGCACUUUCACGACAUCUUUGACGGCUGCAAGCCCGAUGCUCACGGCAUCAUCACCAUCGGCCAAGGUCAAACUCCCCAUGAAGCUGCCGCCCAGCUCCCCGAAGCCUUUCGCGACAAGGCCGAUUUUCCCCACGAAAUCAUGCAUACAACCGGCAUGGUAUCAUUCCAUGGCCUAGGCGACGCCUCGUGCCAGGCAAAGGACGAGAUUGAGAUCAUCAACAAGACCGCCUUUGAUGUCGUCAAGCGCUUCCCCAGCGGCACAGCCAUCGUUCAUCUCGGUGCAAUUAACUCCACCCUGUACGCUCCCUAUGUCGAGGCUUUCAAGACUCAGAAAAAGUCCUGCGUCUAUCUCCCCCUUGUCUCGGACCUCGCAUCCCUCAACACCCAAGUCACGCGUGCCACGGAGACAUUCCCUGGCAUGCCCAACUACGGUCUGUAUGGCACAUUUGAAGACGGCGACGAUUUCUUCGCCAACAUCAAGGUGCCAUGCCUGUACCUCGCCCUGGGCUCCCGCUUCUACGGCGUCCCGGACGGCCUCUGCCUCGACCGCAUCCACACGUUUGCGCAAAACUUCAAGCACGCAGACGCCCUCAUCAUCAGCCAAGAAGAGCCUCCCCAGGCUGGCGCCGCCCCCGUGUCCCGUGGCAAAGACCCCUAUGCGACGCCCCUAUACCGCAAGUUCGUUGACACCUAUCUUCGCGCCCUCUGCGCGCACGCCGGUAUCGAGAAUGCUAGGACCUGCAAGGACUUUCGCUGGAAGGCCAAGUCGGACGGUGGCAUGCACUAUUUCGAGAUGACCACGACGCGCGACAUGGUCUGCACCGCCGCUGCGUACGAUGGCUUGACUAUUGAGGGCGGCACCGUCUUCAAGAUGUUCAAGACUUGGAAGCGUGAUACUGGCAACGUCUUUGAAAUCACUCUCAACGCGGACGUCAACAUUGAGACCCUUGGCCAUGCGGACAAGAUGGGCACGAACUUGUACCUCAUCCACCCUUAAGUU
Emericellopsis atlantica is the source of this 1002-nucleotide messenger RNA. RefSeq lists its product as uncharacterized. The transcript has a single exon. The record is from RefSeq and is a predicted model, not a curated record. Lineage: Eukaryota; Fungi; Ascomycota; Sordariomycetes; Hypocreales; Bionectriaceae. The coding region runs from base 1 to 999 and encodes 332 amino acids.